Schistosoma haematobium is the source of this 1003-nucleotide messenger RNA. RefSeq lists its product as uncharacterized. The transcript has 5 exons. The coding region runs from base 98 to 1003 and encodes 301 amino acids. Lineage: Eukaryota; Metazoa; Platyhelminthes; Trematoda; Strigeidida; Schistosomatidae. The record is from RefSeq and is a predicted model, not a curated record.
AGUUUGAAUAUAACUUACUACAGAAAUCAUGGAAUUAAAUUAAUUUUUAUUCAUUCUGUCAUAUAUAAAUGCAUUUGAAAUUAUUAAUAAAUUUUAAAUGUACAAGACAUGUUUAAUAAAAUUGAUUAUGAUAUUAAUAAAAUUGACUUUUGCAGAGCAUCAAGAUCAUAUAAUCUAUUGGGAUGCUAGUAAUUCAAUAUUUCAAGAAAAUCCUGAUGAAUUGUAUGUCAAUGAGGGAGAUAAUUUGAUUUUUAUUUGUUCACCAAAUCGAACACAUGUAAGAAAUCUUUACUGGACAAAUGAUUCACGAGUAAAAAUGAAAUGCAAUAAAACAAUAUCAAUAAAAGUUAUCAAACUUUUAGAUUGUUUUAGUAAUAAAUCAUUAAAUGAAUUUGUACUUAAAGUUAGUCGAUUCCCAGAGAUCACAUCACUUCCUAGUUUUGAUUACAAUAUACCUGUACACUUUAUAGCUCAUUCAUUUACAUGUCAGAAAAAUAACAUCCGAUUAAGCUUCAAGUUAGCAAAGAAUUCUAUGAAUGAUAAAAAUAAUUCUCUUGUUUCUGAUAUUUUAAAGUCGUUUAUAUCAGAAACUCAAUUAAUUGGUCAAAACAAAUCUGUGUCCAUUGUAAAUAAAACGUUACAGUACCAUUCAAAAACCAAACUAGUUUUAGAAACUUCAAUCACAUACAGAAAUCAUACUUUUAUUAUCAAAGAACAAACAAUAGACUGGGAAGAAUAUAAAUUUUUACUUGUCCCAGCUAUAUUUGCAUUUCUUACACUGAUUGGUAUACAGAUUAUUUUAUGCAGUUUUUGGCUACCAAAUUCAAUUGUAAAUAAAUUUAUAGCUUACUUUAAGAAGUGUAAAUGUAAAAGAACAUCAAAAGAUCAAUCAAAUCAAACAUGUUACAAGCAUGAAAUAAAACAUUUGUACUUAAAUAAUAUUUCUUCAGCGUCUAGAAUACGUUCAUCAAAAGAAUGCAUGAGCAUAACAAGCCCAUAUUAA